Cydia pomonella (codling moth) is the source of this 1962-nucleotide messenger RNA. RefSeq names its product short neuropeptide F (gene sNPF). The record is from RefSeq and is a predicted model, not a curated record. Lineage: Eukaryota; Metazoa; Arthropoda; Insecta; Lepidoptera; Tortricidae. The transcript is spliced from 7 exons. Bases 21 to 647 code for a protein of 208 amino acids.
AAACUUAGUUAUUAGAACCAAUGCGCGCGAUCAUAUCGGGACAGGAGCCGCUCAGUGUUUUCCCGCGCUCCUCUCGGCUAUCAGAUUUCCUCCCGCAACCUUCUCUGUCAGACAUGUCCCGAAGCUGCAUUGUGGUUGUGGCGGCAUGCGCGUUGGCCGCGCUCUGCAGGUUGCCCGGCUCUACCGCACAGGCGCUCGCUCCUCAGUAUGACUCAUCAGCAGCAGCGGAAAGUGCGAGCGGCUGGGAGGCACUAGGUGGUCUCUACGCACUGCUGGCGCAACACGACGCGCUGGGCGGGCACGCGCUCGCGCGCAAGUCCGUACGCUCGCCCUCGCGCCGUCUGCGCUUUGGCCGACGCUCGGACCCUGACAUGCCGCCUCAAGCACCACUGGACGAGAUGGAGGAGCUGCUGUCCCUGCGCGAGAUCCGCACGCCGGUACGCCUGCGCUUCGGCCGCCGCUCCGAGGAGCACGCCGUGCCACAUAUCUUCCCACAAGAGGAGCAGGAUCGCUCGGCGCGCGCUCCCUCCAUGCGCCUACGAUUCGGCCGCCGAUCUGACAACAACAUGUUUUUACUGCCCUUCGAAUCAACUCUGCCCAAGGAAGUGAAGGCCAGCGCGGAGGAGGACAACAGGCAACAAGAUUAAGCGACAUAUCCACUCUAGCUAUAGACAUCCCCUCCACACACCCCUACUACUAUCGAUAAGGAAAUAUUUACCUACGACAAACAUUCUACGUGUCAAAUAUUCAAUAUCAAUUUUUAAAUGUUAUUCAAAUACUUCGUAAGUUUAUGUACAUAAUAAUCAGAUAAUUUAAUGUAUGUUGUUAGUUAUGGAACAGACUUAUAUAUCCUAAUUCCAGUGCUUUUGUUACGGGUAGACUUGAAAGUUGCACCUAUGAUUUAUUUCAUCUCUUUUAAAUUCAUUAAUUUACUUUGGUUUCAUUGCAUCAAAAUAUCAUAAUGCCAUUGAAUUUAUAUCUCCUAAAUUUCAUAACAACUCAGUCCCAAAAUGCCUAAAUAUCAAAUUGUGUCCUUCUUAAAAUGGCCAAAUGUCAUAAUGACUUUUAUUCAUAUCGUUUAAGUCUAAAAAUACCUCAUCAUCAUCAUCAUAUCAGCCUUUUAUCGCCCACUGCUGAGCAUAGGCCUCUCUUCCAGUACGCCACUUGUCCCGAUCCUGAGCUAAUCGCAUCCAGAAGUGUCCCGCAAUUUUCCGAAUGUCGUCCACCCAACGAAAAAUACCUAAAUGUUAAAAAGUAUGUUUCAUCAAAUACCGAAUCUGAUGGAUUCUUUUUUAAAUAUACUAAGUUUAAUUAUGUCUGAAGUGCAAUUUUAUAACCUUUGUCGUAUGUACAAUAUUUUUUUACAAUCUGCCGGAGCUAAAGACGGAUAACAGGUAUUAGAUAAAAUAGCACUCAUGAAUGUAGGUAAGUUGACAUUUAGGUAUUAUGACACCACGUCAAUUCGAAGUUUAGGCAUUUUGGGAAUGUAGUAAUUUGGGAAAAAAAGUUAGGCAUUCUGAGAUUCAGGCAGUUUGAAACUAUUCACUUUUGAAAUCUAGGAAUUUUGGUAAACGGGUAAAAUGAAAUUAAGAUUAAAUGAAACCAAAGCAUUAAUUUUCAUGUCAUAGUCGAUACCGAUGUCAUUCUAGUCAAUGUUGUAUUAAGACUGUAUUUUAGUUUAAGUUUCUUACGUUGAUCGCUCUUAUAGUUUGUAAUAACAAAAUAUAGAUAUUUUCUUGCGAAGAGUUGUACAUUUCAUGAGCUGGGUAAAUGUAAAACUGCUUCGUUCGUAGGUACUACUAAUAUUAAAAUAAUACUCGCCGUCACUUGUCAAAACAAAAUGCUAAUGUUAUAUUUUCAUGUCGGGAAAAUUAGGUAUACUAUAUGUAGUAAAACUAUGUUAAUUUUGUAUAGAUAUUAUAGUGCAAUUGAUGAGUUGAAAUAUAAAAAAUUGCCAACAUA